This is a messenger RNA of Arabidopsis lyrata subsp. lyrata, 822 nucleotides long. Its product is annotated as 22.0 kDa heat shock protein. The transcript has a single exon. The coding region runs from base 105 to 680 and encodes 191 amino acids. Gene Ontology annotation, biological process: response to heat; response to salt stress; protein complex oligomerization. NCBI's taxonomy places the organism in Eukaryota, Viridiplantae, Streptophyta, Magnoliopsida, Brassicales, Brassicaceae. The record is from RefSeq and is a predicted model, not a curated record.
CCCUCAUAGAGAAGAGAACAAACAACAAAGGUCAUCACAAGAAGUAAUAACCAAUAUCACACCCUAUUUACCCCUUCUGCAAGAAAAGCCAGCAGUAGCCAAAGAUGAAGCAAACCUCUCUUGCUUUGUUAGGUCUUUUCUUUGUAACUCUGUUAGUCGGAAAUAUCAAAACAACUGAAGGGUCCUUGCCAUCUGCAUUCGAUACUCCUGGCAGUCUCUUAUCUGAACUCUGGCGAGAUCGGUUUCCUGAUCCUUUCAGAGUCUUGGAGCAAAUCCCAUUAGGUCUCGAGAGGGAUCAGAGCUUGGCUCUGUCUCCUGUGCGAGUGGACUGGAAAGAAACACCAGAAGAGCAUGUGAUCAGGCUUGAUGUGCCAGGGAUGAAGAAGGAUGAGGUAAAGAUAGAAGUGGAGGAGAAUCGAGUUGUGAGAGUAAGCGGCGAAAGGAAAAGAGAGGAAGAGAAAGAAGGAGACCAUUGGCAUAGAGUAGAAAGGUCACAUGGCAAGUUCUGGAGACAGUUUAGGAUGCCUGAUAAUGUGGAUUUGGACUCUGUCAAGGCCAAGCUUGAUAACGGUGUCCUCACCAUUACCAUCAACAAGCUUUCCCAAGACAAAGUCAAAGGUCCAAGGGUUGUUGAUAUUGCGUUCGAAGAGGAUCAAACUGGUAAAGUCAGUUCUGCUUAGACACAAAAAGAGAUCUUGUUGAAUCCAGGACUGUGUUUGAUGUCUAUAGAAUCUAUGUAAUCUCGUCUUCUUUACGCGAAUAAAUUCUGUAACACGUCUUUAUAUUGCGUGCCUUGUUUAUUGAUCAUUCCCAAUAAAGAUA